AUGGCCGAUGCCUACUGCGUCCCAAUACAAUGGGAUAAUAACACGGUGGGCGAGACCAGCAUAUGCUUCCCCAAUAUCGGCUCAAACUGGACAGUCCUCAACGAAGACCAUCUGAUCCAGCCCUACGGCUACCCCGAAGCCUCGUCUUUGUUGAUGGUCCUCGAUGUCGUUUCCACCGCCGCAAUGAUCGGCACACUAGGCUACACCCGAGCCUUGCGGAGUAUCCGAACCGACGGCCCUUGGACAAUACUCUCUAAUGGAUCCGCCCACAUCAAAGCCAUCCAUAUCUCCGCCUGCCUCACCAAUUUCGCCAUGCAAACGCUCAUCGUCGGAAUGAACAGCACACCUAACAACCUAGAGCCCAAGGCUUCCUAG
Messenger RNA from Penicillium robsamsonii, 375 nucleotides. RefSeq lists its product as uncharacterized. Bases 1 to 375 code for a protein of 124 amino acids. The transcript has 2 exons. The record is from RefSeq and is a predicted model, not a curated record. NCBI's taxonomy places the organism in Eukaryota, Fungi, Ascomycota, Eurotiomycetes, Eurotiales, Aspergillaceae.